Aspergillus melleus is the source of this 225-nucleotide messenger RNA. RefSeq lists its product as uncharacterized. The transcript is spliced from 2 exons. NCBI's taxonomy places the organism in Eukaryota, Fungi, Ascomycota, Eurotiomycetes, Eurotiales, Aspergillaceae. The record is from RefSeq and is a predicted model, not a curated record. Bases 1 to 225 code for a protein of 74 amino acids.
AUGUGGCGGUGCGACAUUCAACGCGGUAAAAAAGGGCGACAUUGCCCGGGGAUUAAAUACAAAAGCUCGCUGGAGUCAUUCUGGAAGUGGUGGCAUCUGGUCUUGAAGCAGGGGACCGCAACAGGGUUGAGUAAGGAGAUCCAGGUGAAGGUGCAAGAUCUCAUUGCCAUUGUGGCCGAGCAGAAAGGCUUAGAAUUCACGCGGCGAGCGAAGAAGAAUAUGUAA